Molecule: messenger RNA, 3086 nt
Organism: Musca vetustissima
Lineage: Eukaryota; Metazoa; Arthropoda; Insecta; Diptera; Muscidae
Product: mediator of RNA polymerase II transcription subunit 12-like
Exons: 3
Biological process (GO): regulation of transcription by RNA polymerase II
Cellular component (GO): mediator complex
Molecular function (GO): transcription coactivator activity
Source: RefSeq, a predicted model, not a curated record
GUUCCAAUCCUCGCAUAAUGCUUUUGCUACAAGAAAAACGGCCCCUAAAGCGGGCACUGGGGCCACCAGAUGUAUACCCACAAGAUGCCCGACAACGCGAAGAUGAAUUGACACCAUCCAAUGUUAAACAUGGAUUCGCAACUAUGCCACCACUUUCGGAUGAAUUUGGCACAGCCCAUACGUCGAAUGUCAAUGCCAGUAAGGUGGCCUCCUUUUUCAAUGCCAUCUUGGCUAAAAAGGAGGAGUUGAUGACCCUGCAAGAUACGGUGCGUAAGAAGCAGCAAGUCAAUAUCAAGGAGAAUUUUUGGCCGGUGUCACCGCGCACAAAAACUGCAUUGGAUGCAUGGUUUAAGGAUUUGGCUGGCAACAAACCAUUGCUGAGUUUGGCCAAGAAGGCACCGUCGUUCAAUAAGAAGGAAGAGAUUCUAAUUACACUGUGCGAUCAUCAGGUGAAUAUGCAGAGAGCUACAUGGUACAUUAAACUGAGUGCCGCCUAUACGGCAAGUGUCUCUGAAUCGAAAAAUAAAAAGCGAAAUUUAGUUGAUCCCGUCGCAGAAUGGACGGGUAUAAUGAUCAAGUUUAUGAAAGAUUUGCUACCCAAACUACAGGAGUACUAUCACUUGAGUGAGAAUAAUGGACAACAAACGGCAAAUUCAAAUGUCCACACACCCAACUCAAUGACUGCGGCUGUACAUUCAAUGGCAUGUCCUGUGCCUAUGCUAAGUCCAGCCAAUAACCAAUCGUCCACUGGAACAUCGAUGGGACCAAUGAGUAAUAACAGUUCUUCCAUGGUUGGCUGUUCAAGCAAUCCUAGCGUCAUGUCCGGUAGCAAUAAUAUGCCAGCUUCAGGUUCCACCAUAUCGGGCAGUGGUAGCAAUUUUGAAGAUAGCCGUAAUGCCUUGAAAUAUUGGAAUUAUUGUGCCCAGCUGGCCAAAUAUAUGCACGAGGAACAGCUGUUGGAUAGACAAGAUUUCCUAAAUUGGAUAUUAGAACUUUUGGAUAAGAUGCGUACUCAGUCUAGUUUUGAUGAAUCUCUCAAGAAACUCAUUUUAACAUUUGCCCUGCAGUACAUGCACGACUUUGUCCAAUCCGAGAGAUUGUGUCGUAAAAUGGCCUAUAUUGUUGCCAAAAAGCUAACGAAUUUGUUAAAUGGUGUUAUAGAUCAGCAGCAGAAUCACCAACAACCAAAACCAUUACUGGCAUUGCAAGGUGUAACACCAAUGGAGGUGGAUGAUAUUGAUGAGGGUGAUAACAAGAAUAAGAAGACACCAUUAGACCCAUAUGAGGUGGCCUUAAAUGAAUAUCUGACAUGCCCACAUCAUCGUGACAUAGUUUUGUGUUUGAGUAGCAUUUUACAAAUCGUCACAAUCGAGUGUCCAGCGGCAAUGGUCUGGUGUGGCAUAGGAGAAAAUCGUGCACCUGCCUCUUUGUGUGGUAGCCCCCUGGAUCAUUUGCCGUUGGCACCAUCUUCCCUGCCAAUGCCAUCGAAAUGCCCCUUGACCAACAAUGAAGUACGUCGACAAUUACGUGCAAUAGAAUCGGAAAUAAUUUUACGUUCCAAACAUGCCGAGAAUCGUUGGUUUGCUGAAAAAUGGCAAAAUGCUAAUAAGAAUUCGUAUACCCAUGUUCUGACGAUUCUCGAUUAUUUGGAUACGCACUGUUUUGAUUUGAUGGAUCAAAAUAAUUCCAUCGACACACUGUAUGCAAAUAUAUUUCAACCAUUUGUAAGUGUGCGACGUGAGGUGGGCGCAAAUGGUGAAAUGAAAGAGAUACGCCAAGAGUAUGAUGCCCAAACCGUGGAUGGGAAUACUGUGAAGAUUUUAUGUGAAUGGGCGGUAUCGAGUCAGAGAUGGGGUGAACAUCGCGCCAUUGUAGUGGCCAUUUUAUUGGACAAACGUCAAAUUGAAGUUACAACACCCUCGCCGGAAGAUGUUAACAAUGGCCAGGGUAAUGGCACCAAUCCCAACGAUGACAAAGACUCGAUUGCUUCUGGCGCCGGUUUAAUUGGCGGCUUGCCGGUAUUUCAAUCAGUUCUGAUGAAUUUCCUAGAUCACGAUGCCCCGGUACUCGAUGAAAAUGGCAGCACCGCAAAUCGUACACAAUUCACAAAUUUGGUACAUUUGUUUAGUGCCCUUAUACGUCACGACGUGUUUUCCCACAAUGCCUAUAUGUACACCCUAAUAUCUCGCGGUGAUCUUUUGGAAGGUGCAAAUGGCAUGGGUAGCAAUAAUCUCAGUAAUAAGGUGACGAAUAGUGUUUCUGGCCCGGUUUCCAAUAAACCUGCAACUCCACCGCCUGCUAACCAGGGCUUCGAUGAUGAUUUUACAAGUGGUUUGGAUUUCAAACACAAUGAAUAUGAUGAUUCCAAUGUCGAUGAUGAUUUGGAAAAAAUAUUGCAAAACAUUAAAGAAAAGGGUCAGGUGCAGGCUCCAGACAGCCCCAAAAUUCCCGAGCACAAUAGCAGCAACAGUGGUGGUAAUUCAAUUUCGCGCCAUUACAUCUAUACUAAACAUUUUCCCAUACCUCAAGACGACCCCUCAAUGUCCUACAGUAGUGAGUCGAAUCAGAGGUAUAUUCUACUGUUUGGCGUGGGCAAGGAACGCGACGAGAAGAAACAUGCGGUCAAGAAAAUGUCCAAGGAAAUUUGUAAAUUAUUUACUAAAAAAUUUAGUAUUGAUGUAGCCGAGGGCGGAAAGGUAAAGAAACAUUCGCGCAAUGAAUUUAAUUUUGAAGCAACAACCAGCAAAUGCCAGAAUAUGGCCUACUUUGAUCAACAUGUGGUGACAUCGCAGUGUGCUGCCACCGUUUUGGAACAAUUGAAUGGCUUUGCUGUGGGAAGCAACAACUACUUACCGGUACAGGAGCAUGUUGCCUUCCUAUUCGAUUUGAUGGAAAUGGCUUUGAACAUUCACAGUCUUUUGGAGCUUUGCGAUCAGAUUCUAAAGGAGCUACCCGAAGUGGAAAAUCAAUUGCAGGCAAAAAAAUCAAAUAUGAUACGCAGCUAUACAACCUCAUUGGGUUUGUAUAUUGUUGGCAUAUUGAGACGUUAUCACAGCUGUUUGCUGUUGUCACCCGAACAAACAAUC